Molecule: messenger RNA, 1614 nt
Organism: Vicugna pacos (alpaca)
Lineage: Eukaryota; Metazoa; Chordata; Mammalia; Artiodactyla; Camelidae
Gene: HHLA1
Product: HHLA1 neighbor of OC90
Source: RefSeq, a predicted model, not a curated record
AUGCUGGGCUUCCCGCUGCGUGGUCCUCCGGUGAGGCUGUGCGUCGGCCUUGCAUGUGUCCUGUCCCUUUGGAACACAGUGUCUGCCUUUAAAGGAGAAGCCAAGAAGGAAAAUGCCAUGACCUUCCUACCUACAACAGUGUCUAGCCUUAGAGGAGAAGAGAGCAGAGAAAAGGGAGUAGCUUUUCUUGGCACCGCAGAGCUGCCUGUGAGGUCGGUUGAUCUGUCUGCACUUAACCUGACAGAGCUGGUGAACGGGAUGCUGAGUAGAGCUUUAAAAGAGAGCAAGAAGUUCUUCUCCUUGCUGAGUAUCACUUCCUACAGCUCCUUCGCCUUCCACAAGUUCGCGGUGGCCAUUUACAACAUUUCUCACCUGAGGUCUGUGGACCUGGCCCGAUUCCCCACGCGGUACUGCUACUGCUUAAACAACGGGACCAGCGACUUAUCAGAUUUCACAGCCCUCCUGGUGGACGUCAUUGGAAAUUCUACCAGCUACCUCACAGAGAUUUUUAAGUCGACCUCCAUUCUUUCAGCGAGUCAAAUGAAUGAAUCCGACUGCAUCUUCAUCUGUGUGAUGACGGGAAAGUCAGGAAGGAAUUUUUCUGACUUCUGGGAGAUGGCGGAAAAAUCUCCCGUUAUCAAUUACACGUUUACCAGCAGCAUGCCUGGUGUUCUGGGUGAGUCUACCAGGGGCAUGGCCGGGACUUCACAGCUCACACCCACCAGCCCACAGACACUACCAGGGACAAGCCCCCUGCACGGACCCCAGAGCACUGGAGUGUCUUCUCCGAGAACCUCUUCCAGAACAGAGACAACUCCUCCUUCAGAGGGAGGGCAGACCGUGAACACGGACGGGCUUCCUGAGCUUCGCACCAGAGCCACGACCAGAGCCACGACCAGUGCCACCCCCGGCAGUGCCUCCUCCACCCUCCCAGCCUUGGCUACCGGGAAGGUGGCCGGAACUCCCAGGGUGACAGCCCACAGGCAGGCAUGGGCUUCCACACUGCCUGUGCUCCGGGCUCAGGUCACCAGGGAGAAAACCCCUGGAGGGCCUCCCUGGGAAACGCUUACGUCCACACCAGCAUCUGCAGAGUCCGAGGAGGCCACGAACACAAGGAGCCUUUCCUGGUCUCCUGCUAGGACAGCGGCCGCACCUGACAGCCCAUCCUGGACCAGCCUGACCUCAGACACACCCACCCCUGGCACACAGACUCAGCGUCCUACCAAGGCUCCGGCCCCCAGAUAUCCACAGACAGGUGAUGUCCCUGCCGGGUGGCCCUUUAUCCCUGGAGAAGCGCCAGCCGUGGUCCCAGGACCCCACCAGGUUUCAAGGUGUCCUGAGCCGAGCCUCAGGGAUGGGGCCAUGACAGCUACUCCUCUCACACUGGCCAUCCAGGAGCUCAACCCUUGCCUGAUGGAGCUGUGCCGCUUUUUCCAGCAAUGCCUCUGUAUGAGCCAGAAGAGAGACCCCAGGAUGGAGGCUGUGAGGUACUGUCUUGAAUACUAUUCCUGGUUUCUUAAGAAUGCAACAUACAUCUGCCAGAGGGUGAAAAGGGUGUCCCGUUCACACACCUUAAAGCAAAAAUGCCUGGAGAAUAUCUGCAAGUCUGUUUGA